CAGGUGUCUAAUCAAGAUAUAGAAACAAGUGGCUCGCAUAUACAAUUUGUAUCUCAACUUGUUGUGUUUAUAAUAUUUGUGUCAGACGUUUUUAAUAUUAAAAAAAAAAACAUGGGAAUGAUAUCGAGAGUGCGCGGCCGUAUUAGAAGUGAUUCCUUCUCGAAAUUUCCACUCAUCAAAUCUGAGGAUAAAAUUGCUAACAUUGUCUGGCUGCUUUCACUCGUGCUGUUGCUGCCUUACUGGGCACCACGGGGUUUGCUGUUGGCGUUGGGGGGAGCUUGGCUGAUGGCCGCAUAUACUUGCUUGGUGCUGCCAGUGCUCAUAUCUGCUAACUACCGGUACCCCGCCAGAUGGUACCCUUCAGUCGUCAAGUUUGCACAAGAAUCAGCACGACGUAUGCGUGCCCCAGUGAGGAAAGUAUUGCGAGUAGUGAAAGCUGCAUACGCUCCGCUAGAUCGCGUCGAAAAGUUUUUCCUACAAAUGAAUAACUUAUCCACUAUGCUGUCUCAGUUGCUAAUAUUCACCGCUUGUGAUCGUCUUUUGGUCUCGCAAGGCAGACUGACGUCGCUGUACUCGCUGAUGUUCUAUAAUGUGGUAACAUACUCCGUUAGUUACGUGCGUGAAAUUUGUACCAAAGAAGACUGGUCCCCUUACGUGAACGUGACUCGCCACUCACGUGUCAAACACCUCGCCAUGUCAGCCACCAAGAUAGUCCUCGAGUGGACUAAAGCGGUCACUUUUAUAGUAACCAUCACCUUUAUUCUCCUCACACUCGGACUAGAACAAGGUUUGGAGCAUUACAGACCUAAUGCUUUAUACACAAUAAUCACUGGCAUUUAUUACUUUCUCUCUGAGAAAACAUUCCUAGAACUAGGGCCAGUAGGGUUGGCAGGUCUUAAACUGGAAAGGUUAGAGGGUAUGGAGGCGAUUUAUUUUGGAGUUUGGGCUCGUGGGAUUACGACAGCGCUUGCGGUGCCCUUGGUGCCAGCGCUGGCGUGGUAUGAGCGAUGGCGAAUGGCCACGCUAGUACUCUACUUAUGCGUUUUUGUCCAUGGGCGACAUCGCUUGGGAGAAGCGCUUUUGAAAUUAAAAGAGGCGCGGGGAUCACUUGCACGUUUCAGACGCGCGACGCCAGAAGAACUCGCCACACUUGAAGACGUAUGCGCUGUCUGUCUUGGCACAAUGCGAUCGGCACGUGUCACGCCAUGCGCACACUUCUUCCACGCAGAUUGCCUAAGAAGGUGUUUGGCAGCAUCUGACAGAUGCCCCAUUUGUGUCAGGCCUUAUGUCUUCUGCUGACACAUUUAAGGACUUUUUAUAUGGAAAAGACUGUUUACAAAGUAUUCAUCGACUUGAUAUCCAGAAUGAUUCAAGUUGAAAUAAAUUCUGUUGACUAACGAUAGAUUUUUAUAUGAACCUGAAAUUGUAUUUAGUAUAUAAUAUAGAAAUAAGUUGAAUAAUUUAUGUAGCUUAUAUUACGAAGAUAAGGACAGGCAGUACUAAUUAUAGCUUGUCCCGCGACACGAAGUGACUGGACGAUAUACACCAUUCUUAAC
Molecule: messenger RNA, 1556 nt
Organism: Diatraea saccharalis (sugarcane borer)
Lineage: Eukaryota; Metazoa; Arthropoda; Insecta; Lepidoptera; Crambidae
Source: the annotation of a GenBank genome assembly